AUGGAUUCGGCUAGUAUUCAAUUAAUGGAAGAUAUUACAUUAGAAGGAAAAAAUAUGGAAAAACCCGUCACGAAUUUAUCAACGAAAAAUAAAAGUAAGGGUGAAAGUCCUUGUAUUUCAAACAAACUUAAAGUAGAACUGCAAACCUUAACAAUAUCAGAAGAAUCUGAGCAGCAACUUUAUAAUACAUUGAAACAUAUUUAUGGUUCUAAUUUUAAACUUUCUGAUGCAUCAGAAUAUGAAAAUAAAAGAUCAAAUUUAGGGAAACAAUAUUGGAUGGAAAGGGGUAAUUUAGUCAUUAAAGGAAUUGUUGAUUAUUCUUCUAAAGACAGUACACAUAAAACUGAGGAACAAAUCGCUAGACAAUUUGCAACAUCUAAACUUGAAAGUUAUGGUUUUCAUCAAUCACAUUGUAUUGAAGCAUUGGUGCAUACAAAAGGUGAUGUUGGAAAAGCUUUAGAAGUACUGUUUUAUAAAUAUUAUGGAUUAGAAAAUGUUUCAAGAAAGAAAAUACCUGAUAUUGAUACAGUGGAUUUAUUAGAAAAACGGCAUGAAGAAAAAGAAGCACUUGAGUCUAUUUAUGGAGAUAUGUAUACUGACAAGAUAAAAAAUCAAAUUUGGAAUGUACAAGUUAAAUUGGAUUAUUUAGUGAGAAAUGAUGAAGUAGAGCAAGAAAUUCGAAGGAUUAAACAGCAACAAGAAAAAGAAAAGGAGAAAGAAAUUUGCAGAUUAUUUAUUCAUAAGAAGUGUAGAUUUGGAAAUAAAUGUAAAUUUUUGCAUCAACAACCACAGGUAUUAAAAAUGCCAGAAAGGGAGGAUCCAUAUUUUACCCUAGAAAUAAGAUUUCCUGAAGGUUGUAAAUAUCCAUAUGAACCACCAUAUUUUUACUUUUAUAAAAAUGAUGGUACAUUUCCAAGAAUAAGUUGUUUAAGAAUAGGAAGAAAGUUACACAAUGAGGCAUUAUCAUUAUCUGAAGAUGGAAUUCCUUAUAUCUUUUCAAUAAUAUCUCUCUUGGAAAAUGAAUAUGAAAUGAAAGAAUAUUUAGUAGAAAAUAAAGAACAAUUUCUAGAUCAGAAUGAAUUACUAUUUCAAAAACAAUCAGAAAGUGAAAGUGAAACAACUAUAGCUACACAUUAUGAAUUAGGAUCUAUUCAUAGGAAAAAAAUGAAUAAUGUUCCUUGGGAAGAAGUAUUGAAAGAAGAUGAUUUAAUUGAAAGAAAUUUUAAGGAAAAACAAACAAAUCCCAGGUAUAAAAAAAUGAAAAAAAUUAGAAAAGUGUUACCUGCCUGGUCAAAAAUGAGCGAAAUUUUAGAAAUAAUAUGCAAAAAUCAAGUUACCAUAAUUUCAGGUGAAACAGGAUGUGGUAAAAGUACACAAGUGCCACAAUUUUUAUUAGAUGAUUGGAUCUUAAAUAGAUCUGAAUCUAAAAAUCAUAUUAACAUAGUAUGUACACAACCUCGAAGAAUAAGUGCAGUAGGAGUAGCAGAAAGGGUUGCAACAGAAAGAAAUGAACGUACAGGUAAUACAGUAGGAUACCAAAUACGAUUAGAAAGCAAAAUUUCCAGUAGAACUAGAUUAACAUUUUGUACAACUGGAAUACUGUUGCAAAGGUUUUCUAUGAAUCCAGAAUUGACAGAUGUUACACAUGUUAUUGUAGAUGAAGUCCAUGAAAGAAGUGCAGAAAGUGAUUUCCUACUGAUGCUUUUAAAAGAAUUACUAUCCAAGAGAUCAAAUUUAAAAAUAAUACUUAUGAGUGCAACACUCAAAAGUGAAAUCUUUUCUUCAUACUUCAAAGAAGCUCCUGUUUUAUGUAUUCCGGGAAAAACAUUUCCUGUAGAACAAAUAUUUUUGGAAGAUAUAUUUGAAAGAAUAAAUUAUGUACUUGAAGAAAAUUCGGAAUUUACACGUAAAAUUAAAGGCGAUUGGGAGCAAUUGCAAAUUGAUUUGGAAACUGCAGAGAUUGAAGGCCCUUCUAUUUCCGUACCUAGGGAAUCUAUUCAAGAUGAAAAUUUAUCAUUAAUGCAAAUUAGACAACAUUAGAAUGGAUUAUAUUUGGUGAACAUAAUUACCCUAAAACAGGUUCGAUC
Molecule: messenger RNA, 2087 nt
Organism: Habropoda laboriosa
Lineage: Eukaryota; Metazoa; Arthropoda; Insecta; Hymenoptera; Apidae
Product: putative ATP-dependent RNA helicase DHX57
Exons: 8
Coding region: 1-2040 (679 amino acids)
Cellular component (GO): intracellular anatomical structure
Molecular function (GO): metal ion binding; RNA binding; protein binding
Source: RefSeq, a predicted model, not a curated record